ACUAGCCUGCGCCAUACACAUAUACCUUAACGCUAUGUCGCAAACUUUGAAAACACUUCUGUUCCUGGUUUGAAAGUGUUAUUCCUGCUUAAAUGUGUGGUAGGUACUUGGGGACUUGCUGUAAUAAUCAUAGUCUCGGAGAUACUUCGGUGAGUGUGGAGACCCUUUGGGAUUGGCUGCCUCUCUGCCUGCGCCCCAGUUCUGCCCAGCAGGAAGGCUCCUUGAGGCGGGCAAGAGGCGAAGCCUGGGGUGAGGCCCUUCCUCGGCGGGGAGGGCGCCCAUUGGCUGCCGGGUGCCAUCACCUGCCCGCUGGGUGGCCGCAGCAGGGGCAGAGCCCGGGCAGCGCGAGGCAGAGCGGCGGCAGCAGGAGCAGGAGGAGGAGGAGGAGCAGGAGUUCGUGCUGGGAAGAUGCCUCUGGGGCUGAAGGGCCGGCGGAGAGGCAAGUCCAAGGAGAGCUCCACGCUGGUGGACGGCGAGGCGCCUCUGGCCCGCGGGUGGCGAGGGGAAGACGAGGGCGGAGAGCCGGCCGCCGCUUCUUCCCGGCAGAGCCCGCUCCGGCUGGUUUUCCACACGCAGCUGGCCCACGGCAGCCCCACGGGGCGCGUGGAGGGCUUCGGCAGCGUCCGCGAGCUCUACGCCAAGAUCGCCGCCGCUUUCAACAUCGCCCCCGCCGAGAUAAUGUUUUGCACUUUGAAUACUCACAAAAUUGAUAUGGACAAGCUCUUAGGAGUUCAGAUUGGUCUCGAAGACUUUAUAUUUGCUCACAUAAAAGGAAUAAAAAAGGAAGUGCAAGUUUUCAAAUCUGAGGACUCACUCGGGCUUACCAUUACUGACAAUGGAAAUGGAUGUGCCUUCAUAAAGAGAAUUAAAGCAGGCAGCCUUAUUGACCAAAUAAAAGUUAUAUGUGUUGGCGACCACAUAGAAUCUAUCAAUGGAAAAAGCAUAAUUGGCUGUCGUCAUUAUGAAGUGGCUAAAAUUUUAAAGGACUUGGAAAAGGGACAGACAUUUAUGCUAAAAUUAAUAGAACCAAUGAAAUCAUUUGAUAUGAUUGAGCCAAGAUUAAAGGGUGGAGCUUUUGUAGAAGGGAAAAUCUCCAGAGGCAGAGAAACUCUUCGACUGAGAAACAAAGGACCUGCUACAGUGGAAGAAAUGCCUUCAGAUGUUGAAGAAAAGGCUAUCAAAAAAGUCGAUGAUCUUCUUGAAAUGUACAUGGGGAUAAGAGAUCUUGAACUAGCUGGGACAAUGGUAGAAGCCGGAAAAGGCAAAAAGAACCCUGAUGAGUUUGCAGUUGCACUUGAUGAAGCUUUGGGAGACUUUGCAUUUCCAGAUGAAUUUGUCUUUGAUGUGUGGGGAGCCAUAGGAGAUGCAAUGCAAGGGCGAUUUUAAAGAGAAUGUCAACAUUCUGGGGACAUAAAACAUAUGGCAACAAACACGACACAAAAUUCAAAGCAAGUCCAAAAAAGGAGAAACCUUUGAAUAUUCAGAAGCUUGCAUAAAUAAUGACACUGUUUGAAAAUGACACAGAUAUAUUGCAAAAUAAAGCUGGGUUUAGUACUGUACUCAUGUGAAGCUUUUAGAAUGCUACAGAAAUCAAUUUGAAAUCUUCAUGUGAAAUCUUCAAAAAGCUCCAAAUUACUGGGGCUGUUACUCUGCCUUGGUAUUUUUCUAAAGUAAUGUGGGCAGUAGUUCUAGAGGUCAUUGUUGACAAUCCCAUAAAAUUUGUAUAAUAUUUCUGAUCAUGAAAAUAAUUUUUCUGGGAGUUGCUACAUUCAAGGAAAAUGUUUCUGAAGAAUUAUAUUGUUAACACAGAUUUGAUAUUUUGUUAUUUUCCUAUAGUAACUACAGUGGGCAUGAUGAUCUGUUUCCAGCAUUUAAUUCCACUGCAACAGGCUAUUAUACUUGGGGAUGUAUGGACAUUAAAAGAAGGUCAUAGUAUAAAUCAUGACUCAGGGGACAUAAAUCAGCAGUGAUGGUGUACACACUUUGAACAUACUAAGCUAUUGAAGAAUAGCACAGGGAUCUGGGAAUCACAUGGUGUAUUGGUUUGGAUAUUGGACUAUGACUCUUGAGACCAGGGUUUGAAGCUCUAUUCAGCCAUGAAAACCCAUUGUAUGACUCUGGGCAAGUCACAUAUUUGCAGCCCCAUAAACUCUGGUCAUUUUCACUUAAAGGCUACCAUACAUUGGAAAUUAUUUGAAGGCACACAACAAAAAUAACAGAGUUCUUAGAGCAUUUCCAAAUAUUUUCAUGCGUUUGAGGUGAACAUUGUCCCAAGUUAUUUCAAAAACAUUUUGAGGGGGGCGGGAGCUUAGGAAGACAGAUGGAGAGGGUUUUGUCACCACUAAUAUGGAGUUAAGGGGCUGGAUGUGGCUGAUUAGCUGCUCUAUACCCACCCAGUAUUAAGUCCUUGCUCAGCCCCUGAAGCCUCUAGUUCUGCGGUUCCUAACCUUUUUCGGGUUGCGACCUCAUUUCAUAGAGGCCUAAGACCCUGAUACAUUAAAAAUAGGCUUUAUACAAGGGUAAAUUAAACACAUAGAAAAUAGAUUUUUCAGUAUAAUCUAAUUCAAAAUAAUGUUAACAUCUGACAUACUUUAUGCAAUGAUUGAAACUGUAACUCAUUAACAAGCUUAAAAAUUCAAAACCGAACUGUACAUGAACCUGGACCUCAACAAACUAAUCUGACAAAUGAAAGAUUUUUACAUGUUUACACAAACAAAUCUCUGUGUAAGACACAAUGACAUGAAUUUUUGUUUUCCCUUUUACAAAUUUUCAUAGCUCACUAUUGCCUGGCAACCCUGCAGAAAAGCCUUUGUGACCCCAUUUGGGGUCAUGACCUAUGAGUUGGGAACCACUACUCUAGAUAAAGGUCUUCAGAUGGGGUUGGAAUAUCUUGGAUAUCAAAAACUGCUGUCAAUCAGAAUCGACAGUACUUAGAAUCACAGAGUUGGAAGAGACCACAAGGCCCACCCAGUCCAACUUCCUGCCAUGCAGAAAAAAACCAACCAAAGCACUCCUGACUGGUGGUCAUUCAGCUUUUGUUUAAAAAUGUCCUUAGCAGCAGAAAACAAGCGGACUCCAUCAUCAAUAUGACAUCCUUUCACAUAUUUAACAAGUUUACUAUCUGUUGGAAUAAAAUGAGAUGGUCUUAUUUUUAAAGAGUACUAGUCAAAGAAAGUCUGUGUUCUGUGAUUGUAUUUUAAUGUAGAAAAGCCGUAGAAAAUGGGCACUGCCCACAAGUGAUUUUUCAGUCAGUUUUCACAGUUCCCAGUUUUCACAAGAAAAAAUGGCUAAGGAAUAUAUCUCAAAUUUGAAAAUAUCAUUUGAUUAUCUUUUUAUACCAACACCAUUCCAAAUCAUACAUUACAAAAAUAGCAACUCUAACUUUUCAUUGCUACUACAGAUGAGUUUCAUCGGGAGUGGGUGAUAUCUUUCUUUUCCAGUGUUGUAAGGUGGUAUCUCAUAGUAUACUCCACUGCUAUAUUGCUCAGGGUUGAUGAAAUUGGCAAUCCAAUGAAAACCUUGUCUACUGUGAUUUAGAUGAAUGUGUUAUUAUGAAAUAAUUUUGGAAAAGCUCUUGUGCUAGUUCUGCAGUACCAAUUCUUCAUGUCCCCUUGUUGCGUCAUCCCUCAGUGCCGAAUAAAAAUCAGUUUCAGAGGGCCUCAAAGCUCCUAGGAGAAAGUUGUUGGGAUGCACCAAGGGUGGUGUGAUCAAGCAUUUCAUUUUGCACAUAGUGUAAAAAUCCCUCACUUUAAAUCCUUUUUACUAUUGUUUGUUAUAAAUCAUUAAAAAAAUCUUAACAAAAACCUAUAUUUACUUAGCUUCACAUAUGUUUUGGGAGUUUGGUUAGGUGUUGUCGCUGAACUGCAGUGAAAGUUAAAGAAACCUUUUAGAUAAUUGUGCUAUUUUCCCCCUACAAACUGUUUCUACUUAAGCAAGAAUUGAAUAAAAGCCUAUUUUUAUGCUA
Anolis carolinensis (green anole) is the source of this 3964-nucleotide messenger RNA. It is a transcript of the gene gipc2, whose product is annotated as GIPC PDZ domain containing family member 2. Gene Ontology annotation, molecular function: protein binding. The record is from RefSeq and is a predicted model, not a curated record. Bases 409 to 1386 code for a protein of 325 amino acids. NCBI's taxonomy places the organism in Eukaryota, Metazoa, Chordata, Lepidosauria, Squamata, Anolidae. The transcript is spliced from 6 exons.